This is a messenger RNA of Pyrus x bretschneideri (Chinese white pear), 2941 nucleotides long. Its product is annotated as bifunctional dethiobiotin synthetase/7,8-diamino-pelargonic acid aminotransferase, mitochondrial. Bases 55 to 2610 code for a protein of 851 amino acids. NCBI's taxonomy places the organism in Eukaryota, Viridiplantae, Streptophyta, Magnoliopsida, Rosales, Rosaceae. Gene Ontology annotation, molecular function: pyridoxal phosphate binding; dethiobiotin synthase activity; S-adenosyl-L-methionine:8-amino-7-oxononanoate transaminase activity. The record is from RefSeq and is a predicted model, not a curated record. Gene Ontology annotation, biological process: biotin biosynthetic process. Gene Ontology annotation, cellular component: mitochondrion. The transcript has 14 exons.
AUUUUCCCACCUCCAUUAAACCCUCGUAAAUCCCCCAAAACCUCCACAACCACCAUGCUCACCCUCACUUCUCUCCUCCUGCGCCCCGCCCGCCACUUCGUCAAACCCCUAUCCACCAGAACCGCCUCCACCGCCACCACUCCUCCGCCUCCUCUCACCGUCCCCCUCUCUCACCCCAUAUACCUCGUAUGGUCCGCCAACACCUCCCUCGGCAAAACCCUAGUCUCCACCGGCCUCGCCGCCUCCUCUCUCCUCUCCAGUCGCCACCCCCGCCGCCGCUCUUUCCUCUAUCUCAAGCCCAUCCAAACCGGCUACCCGGCCGACUCCGACUCCCAUUUCGUCUUCUCCAAACUCACCUCCCUCGCCCCCCGCCGCUCUCCCCACCUCUCUCUCCUCGCCUCCAAUCACGUUCUCAAGGCCUCUGCCUCCGCCGCCAGCUCCAUCUUAGCCCCCCAAAUUCUGCCAAAUCACGGAAAGGGCAUGUGUGAUUUGGACUGGUGUGAAGAGAGCAGGGUUGAUGGUGGCAACUCUGGGAAUGCACCAAAUUCGGAGCUGGUUUGUAAGACAAUGUACGCUUGGGGAGACCCUGUCUCACCGCACUUAGCGGCUGAGAGAGAAAGCGGUGCGGUGGAGGACUCGACCUUGCUCGAAUUGCUGCAGAGGUGUUUGGACAUUGGGGUUGGAAAGGAGAAAAUGGAUUCUUUCUGUGUGGUUGAGACCGCUGGUGGGGUUGCUAGUCCAGGGCCUUCUGGAUCGCUUCAAUGUGACUUGUACAGACCUUUCCGUUUACCUGCAAUUCUUGUUGGAGAUGGACGGCUUGGUGGUAUUUCCGGAACCAUUUCAGCUUAUGAAACUUUGAAACUCAGAGGUUAUGAUGUUGUUGCUGUUGUUCUUGAGGAUCAUGGCCUUGUAAAUGAGGUUCCGUUAGCAUCAUAUUUUCGAAACAGUGUUCCAGUACUUGUGCUGCCGCCUAUUCCACAAGACUUGUCAGAUGACCUUGUGGAAUGGUAUGACGAUACUCAGAAUGUAUUUGAUUCGCUGAUGGAAAUAAUGCUAUUAGCCCACUCUGAACGAAUCAAGAGAUUGCAUAACAUGCCGAAAAGGGCUGUAGAUGUUUUUUGGUGGCCAUUUACUCAGCACACAUUUAUACCAGAAGGAGAUGUUACAGUGAUUGAUUCACGCUGUGGUGAAAACUUUUCAGUCUUCAAGGCUCGGAAUGAUGAUGUUAUGAUUCAACAAUUUGACGCAUGUGCAAGUUGGUGGACUCAGGGACCCGAUGCUACUUUACAGACUGAGCUUGCAAGGGAUAUGGGUUAUGCAGCUGCAAGAUUUGGGCAUGUGAUGUUUCCUGAGAAUGUUUAUGAGCCAGCCUUAGAAUGUGCUGAACUUUUGCUUGAAGGUGUUGGAAAAGGUUGGGCUUCUCGAACAUAUUUUUCGGAUAAUGGAUCGACAGCAAUUGAGAUUGCAUUGAAGAUGGCGUUCCGUAAAUUCUCUUAUGAUCAUGGAAUUCUUUUAGAUCAUCUCAAGGAUAACUCAGCUGAGAGACAUCCGGAGCUUGUGGUCCUUGCUCUGAGAGGAUCUUAUCAUGGCGAUACUUUGGGUGCUAUGGAAGCACAGGCACCAUCAUCUUAUACAGGCUUUCUCCAACAACCAUGGUAUAAUGGAAGAGGUUUUUUUCUUGAUCCUCCCACAAUCUUUUUGUACAACAAUAUGUGGAGCCUUUCGCUACCUAAAGGGUUGGAUUCUCAGAUUUUGGAUCUUAAAAAUUUGACCUUUUGUUCCCGUAAUAAUGUUUUCGACAAGAGCAGGGACAAGUCAGAUAUUGCUGCUCUUUAUUCAACACACAUAUCAGAACAGUUAUCAAAGUUCCCUGAAUCAAAAGGGUUAAUUGGAUCUUUGAUUAUUGAACCAGUCAUACAAGCUGCCGGAGGAAUGCAUAUGGUUGAUCCACUUUUCCAGCGGAUUCUUGUAAAUGAGUGCCGGACUAGAAAUAUUCCCAUUAUCUUUGAUGAGGUAUUCACUGGUUUCUGGCGGCUAGGAACAGAGUCCGCAGCAGAAUUACUAUGUUGUUUUCCAGAUAUAGCAUGCUUCGGGAAGUUGCUGACUGGUGGGACCGUGCCCUUGGCUGCCACAUUAGCUACAAAUGCCGUAUUUGACUCAUUUAUUGGAGACUCAAAGCUAAAGGCCCUUCUGCAUGGACACUCAUAUUCUGCACAUGCCAUCGGGUGCACAGCAGCUGCUAAAUCCAUAAGAUGGUUUAAGGAUUCGCAGAGAAAUCCUAAUAUCACGUCCAAAGGAAGCUUGCUUAGCGAGUUAUGGGAUGAAAAGCUAGUGUACCAGAUCUCUUCACAUCCUGCAAUUCAAAGAGUGGUUGUGUUGGGGACACUCUGUGCUGUAGAGCUUCGAGUAGAAGGCUCCAAUGCUGGGUAUGGGUCACUCUAUGCAAGCUCUCUUCUGAAGAAGCUCCGGGAAGACGGAGUUUACAUGAGGGCGCUGGGACAUGUCAUAUAUCUCAUGGGCGGACCCUGCACGUCUCCUAAAGUCUGCAAGCUAGUACUCGUUAAAGUUUGCAGAAGACUCGAAGAACUUAGCCAAACGCAAAACAAUUAAACUAUCUGCAACUGAGAGUUCAAGUAAUCUAUCCACAACUUUCCGUUCUUGUUUGUUAUUUACAUUUAUCUCAUGUGUUCUCAUGCCAAUUGCUUUUAUCCCUAAUAAUGCCUUCCCUCACCUGCUUAUGAACAAGGGAGGGAAUGUGACAGUUCAUCUGCUUAUAUUUUGUAUAAUUUGAUUGGAUGGGGUAAAACAAAUAAGGGAAGCAAAGUUGAUGUAUUCUAUCUUAUCUUUUUAUAUUGUUGUUUUAGGAUAAAUGAGUUCUGUACUACAAAUUUUACAAGGACUACUUGUUUUCAUCCUAUAUAUUCAUUCCUUAUUAUUUGUA